This is a messenger RNA of Pseudo-nitzschia multistriata, 2335 nucleotides long. The record is from the annotation of a GenBank genome assembly. NCBI's taxonomy places the organism in Eukaryota, Bacillariophyta, Bacillariophyceae, Bacillariales, Bacillariaceae.
CUACAGAACGGUGACCGUUCCAUUCGCAGUUCUAGCUGUACACCCACAUAACCACACCCAUCACAACAGUCGAGCACGAUGAUUAAUCAACAACUCCACCACAGAGGACGAGAAGGCGUCUCCGACGCAGCCAAAAAUGGCAUGCUGCCUAGAACUACCGCGUCGGCAGCAGAGCCAGUCAACGGCAAAACUAGGCGAAAAAAUUUUAAUGCAUUCGUCGGUAGCAGCGGGCUGGUCUCAAAGCAAUCCUUUCUCAUUCUGUUGUUUGGGACCAUGAUGGGAUACGUGAUUCUUCCCAUGAUUGUGCUGCGAACCAACUCGAUUGCCCAGUCCGGAUCGGUACAGUUGAAGAAGGUUUUGGAACGCGAAUCGAAGAGCAAGUACCGCAACCUCAACGACGCCGCCAUGGCGCGCCUGGUCGAGAACAAAAACCUGAUGGCCACGCAGUCGCUGCCGACAGACCGCACGCCAGCAAUUAUGGAAACCGCCUCUCUCAGCGAUCACCGGCGAAAAAAGAUCCUGGUCACGGGUGGUGCCGGCUUCGUUGGUUCCCACCUGGUCGAUAAGCUCAUGAUGGAGGGCCACGAGGUGACGGUGGUGGACAACUUCUUCACGGGGCAAAAGAAAAACGUUGCCCACUGGAUGCAUCACCCCAACUUCAGGUACGUCUGGCAACUUUCGUUUGUUUCUGUUGCACAUACAGUAGUUGGCCGCCUCUUUACUCGGGGUAAUUGGUUUGUCCUUGCCGUUUCGAUUUUAUAUUGUUUCUUCCAAGCACUUCGCUGCGGAGAAAUGGAAGUGAAAGAAAGUCACACCCCACGAUAUGAACAUUUUUUAGAAACUAACCCGCUUUUUGCUCUUUCCGAUGGCCAUUACCAUUGCAAUUGCGAUGAAAGUCUCGUUGUUCACGAUGUGACCGAGCCACUCAUGUUAGAGGUCGACCAGAUUUAUCACCUCGCGUGCCCCGCAUCUCCUCCCCACUAUCAGUUCAAUCCGAUCAAGACCAUCAAGACAAGCACUGAGGGAACCCUCAACAUGCUCGGGCUCGCAAAGCGCGUCAAGGCCAGGAUCUUGCUUACGUCCACCAGUGAGAUCUACGGUGACCCCAAGGUUCACCCCCAGGCGGAGAAUUACUGGGGCAACGUCAACCCGAUCGGUCCCCGCUCGUGCUACGACGAGGGAAAGCGCGUUGCGGAAACCAUGAUGUACUCCUACCGAGACCAGGGCGACGUGGAGGUCCGCGUUGCCCGAAUAUUUAACACCUUUGGCCCUAGGAUGCAUCCAAAUGACGGGCGUGUCGUCUCCAACUUUAUCAUCCAGGCCCUCCAGGAGAAGCCCCUCACCGUGUACGGAGAGGGAGAACAGACCCGGUCCUUCCAGUACGUGGACGAUCUCGUCAACGGUCUGCACGCGCUGAUGAACGGUGACUUUGACGGCCCCGUCAACCUCGGAAAUCCUGACGAGUUCACCAUGAAGGAUUUCGCGCAGUAUGUCAAAAAACUCACCAAAUCGGAGUCCGAGAUCCGCUUCCUGGACAAAACCCAGGACGAUCCCUCCAAGCGAAAGCCCGACAUAUCACGGGCCAAGGAGAAACUGGAUUGGGAGCCAAAGGUAACGGUAGAGGACGGUUUGACGCAAACGAUCAAAUACUUUGCACAGGUCCUGGAGGAAGCCGGCGAGAUCAUCCCGACCGGACCCCAGGCCUCCAAGCCGCAGAAUUAAAUUUCAAUUGCAUCGCGAUGGAAUGGAACCGGCACAAAACCGAAUCGAACGGAUGUUUUCACGAACGAGACAAUCCGUAAAACAAAACGCAUCAUGAAGUAACCAAUGAAACGUAAUAAACAUCGAUGCUCACAAAUGAACAAGACACUAUUCGCGAUGCAAGAAAGAGGCGUGGGCGUGUAUGCUUGACUUUUUCAGUGGCAUUAUAUAUCAUAUAUUAUUCUCCAAAUUUUUAUUUUCACCACAAUUGAGUCAUUUAUGAGUCUAAUUUUGUGCCUGUACUUAAGUACGUGUGUGGUUCAGGGCUGCAUUACGAACUCCCCAACGAUAUCGCAGUUUCUGUGGAACAAUAUCUUAUACAGUGAUGAAAUAUAUUUAUUGUAUGCGUUGUUCCAUCCAACUGUACGCUGUGUGUUGUUGGAAUCGAAUCGUUCUUACACAACGGUAUCGACCAUUUGGUGUUCAACAAUCGAUAUUUAUUUCAUUGGUUCUUCUGUAUGCCCGGGCCGUUCGGUUUGCGGUGACAAAACCGAUUUUGAUCGCUUACAUGCUGAGAUACUCGAUCGACUCGUCGUAGUUCAUUGGGUUCCACUCUGGUUCUUGAUUCGUUUCA